GUGAUUGGUUGGCCAUUCUUGUUUUUCGGGGUGGGGGGUGGGCAGCAGCGUGUGAGCCUCCCGUUCAGGCAAAGAGGGGCGACUGGAGGCGAUCACUUCCAUGGACCAUCUGUCUGCCGCGUCUCGACAAAGAAGGAGGACGCAGGAUGGUGUUGGUCCAUGUCGGAUAUCUGGUUCUCCCCGUCUUCGGCUCGGUUAGAAAUCGAGGAGCACACUUCCCCAGGCACCAACACAGCCAUGCUACCUCCUGCCGACACUUUCAGCAGGCGCCCAUCUCGGCCGAGUUCCCUUUAGGACACGGCGGCCAGCCCGCUCAGACGGGCCUGGCCAACCACCUCCCCCCCUCACACCAUCCGCCCCUCGCUACCUUGCCCGCCGCCCCGCAGUUCCAGGAGGUGUCGGGGCCUCCGUUCCUACCUCAGGCCUUACACCAGCAAUACCUCAUCCAGCAGCAGCUUCUAGAGGCGCAGCACCGCCGGAUUCUCCCACACUCCAGAAGGACCCAGGAACGGGUUCCCCUCAACCCGCACAGACUGCGCUCCACCUACGAGUACUCCCCACCCCUCCACGCCCCGCAGCCCGUCACCCAGCAGCCCAGGUACCUGGCUGAAGGCACCGACUGGGAUCUGAGCGUCGACGCCGGCCUCCCUCAUCAUCAGUACCACCUCCAGCAGCUGCCGCAGCACUACCAGCACUACCUGGCCUCCCCCCGAAUGCACCACUUCCCCAGGAACACGUCUUCUGCGCAAGUGGUUGUGCACGAAAUCAGAAACUACCCGUACCCCCAGCUGCACCUGUUGGCACUGCAAAGUCUCAACCCUUCCAGGCAUGCUACUGCUGUACGGGAGAGCUACGAGGAGCUGCUUCAGUUGGAGGACCGGCUGGGCAGUGUGAGCAGGGGUGCGGUGCAGACCACCAUCGAGCGCUUCACCUUCCCGCACAAAUACAAAAAGAGGAAGCCGUUGCACCUGAAGCUCGGCGGCGAAGAGGAGGAAACGGACGUGGAUGAGAAGUGUACGAUUUGCUUGUCCAUGCUGGAAGACGGCGAGGACGUCAGGAGAUUACCCUGCAUGCACCUCUUCCACCAAGGAUGCGUGGACCAAUGGCUGGCGACCAGCAGGAAGUGUCCAAUCUGUCGCGUUGACAUCGAGACACAGCUGAACGCCGACAGCUGAUGAGAUUUGCUGCCCCCCCCCCCUGCGCCAUAUCCUAGCCCCCUCCUGCUUCCCCCCCCCCAUCCCCCCUCCUCCCGCACCAGGUGGUUUUGCCAAAUGUCUCCUGACUUUUGAUGUGACAUCUUUUUGUUUUCUUUUGGACUCUCGCUUUACUGAGCCAAGCCAAGGGAGUACAAGUGCAAGAGAACUCUGUCGCACC
Syngnathoides biaculeatus (alligator pipefish) is the source of this 1374-nucleotide messenger RNA. RefSeq names its product arkadia (RNF111) C-terminal like ring finger ubiquitin ligase 2Ca (gene ark2ca). Gene Ontology annotation, molecular function: ubiquitin protein ligase activity; zinc ion binding. NCBI's taxonomy places the organism in Eukaryota, Metazoa, Chordata, Actinopteri, Syngnathiformes, Syngnathidae. The record is from RefSeq and is a predicted model, not a curated record. The transcript is spliced from 8 exons. Bases 147 to 1175 code for a protein of 342 amino acids.